Trematomus bernacchii (emerald rockcod) is the source of this 3462-nucleotide messenger RNA. Its product is annotated as zinc finger Y-chromosomal protein. Gene Ontology annotation, cellular component: nucleus. The record is from RefSeq and is a predicted model, not a curated record. The transcript is spliced from 7 exons. NCBI's taxonomy places the organism in Eukaryota, Metazoa, Chordata, Actinopteri, Perciformes, Nototheniidae. Gene Ontology annotation, biological process: regulation of transcription by RNA polymerase II. Gene Ontology annotation, molecular function: sequence-specific DNA binding; DNA-binding transcription factor activity, RNA polymerase II-specific; metal ion binding. The coding region runs from base 311 to 2404 and encodes 697 amino acids.
UCCGCAUUUUCCUGCUGCUCUCGGGCUGUGACGUGUCGUGCUGACGGCGGCCUCGGAGCUGGAGGAGCAGGGGGCUGUAGCAUGACAAGAACUGGCUCCAGACGUCCUGCUUUGCUUUCAGCCGAGCUCCAGAAACAACCCAUAACCCCUCCUUCUCCGCUCCUCUCCGGCCCGCCCAAAUAACACAAAAUUCCCGACUGAAUCCAGCCCGAGUCUGGGGGAACCAGGCGGCCUGGGAAGCCGAGGUGUGGACGGAGGCCAUCCCUGCAGCAUACAUCUGCGCUCCACUAACAAAUGCAUUGCGAGGACAAUGGAUGAGGAUGUCACCAGGCUAUCAAUACAUUCUGAAGAGCCUAAAAUAAUAUUACACGGAUCGGAUGAGGGUGGUGCCGGUGGGCAGGAGUUUGUUGUGGAGCUUCAAGAGACAGUGUUGGUGUCCGAAGGCGAGGGCGAAGGCAUGGCGGUUCACAGGUUCGCGCCAGACGAGCUCGUCAUCCAGGAUGCUGUCGAGGAUGUGGUAUCUGAGUAUGUGCACUGCGAUGAAGACGAGGACGUAGCAGUGGAAACCUGCGUGAUGGCUCUUGAUGGCGAUGAGGAAGGAGUUGCCAUGGGAGACAUCCCUGAAGAUGGGCUGGACCCUGAGGAGGAGGACGACGACCAAGAUGGCUGUGGGGAUUAUCUCAUGAUAUCCUUGGACGAAGCUGGCAAAAUGGUGUCCGAGGAUGGAACAGAGGUCACAGUGGAGGGAGCUGUGGAGGACCAGGAAGUGGAGAAGGAUGAGGAUGGGCAGGAAGUGAUAAAGGUGUACAUCUUCAAGGCUGAUUCUGGCGAGGAUGACAUGGGAGAAUCGGUUGACAUCAGCGACGGAGACACGGAGAGUGUGGCGUUAACAGAGUCUUCAGGCCUCCGAGAGAAGAUGGUCUACAUGUCUGUCGGGGAUUCUCAUCACAAUCAAGGAAACCACGAUGAUAGCGAGAGUUGUGAAAACAGAAACGGUGCCGCCAGUGCUCUGCUGCACAUCGAUGAGUCUGACGGGGUGGAUGAAAUCAACAGACAACGCAACAAGAGCAGGAGACGGUCGGAGCCUCGCCAGGUGCAGACAGCCAUCAUCAUCGGCCCGUACGGUCAGCCUCUCACAGUUUACCCCUGCAUGCUCUGUGGUAAAAAGUUCAAGUCACGGGGUUUCCUUAAACGCCACACCAAGAAUCACCACCAGGAGGUUCUGACGAGGAAAAAGUACCAAUGUACAGACUGUGACUUCACCACCAACAAGAAAGCCAGCCUCCACAACCACAUGGAGGUACACGCUCUGAACAGCAAGGCCCCUUUCGAGUGUGAAAUGUGCGGCAAGGAGUUCCACCAGCAGGCGGCGCUGUUCUCUCACAGAUUGCAGCACCACCACCGAGAGCCCAAGGGCCAGUCGCCCACAACGCCAAACAAGAUGCAUAAAUGCAAGUUCUGUGAAUAUGAAACGGCCGAGCAAGGGCUGCUCAACCGGCACCUGUUGGCCGUCCACAGUAAGAGCUUCCCCCACAUCUGUGUAGAAUGUGGAAAAGGCUUUCGACACCCUUCGGAGCUGAAGAAACACAUGCGCACGCACACGGGCGAGAAGCCCUACUCCUGCCUGUACUGCGACUACAAGUCGGCCGAUUCCUCCAAUCUCAAGACACACAUCAAAACUAAGCAUAGCAAAGAGAUGCCAUACAAAUGUGAGCGCUGUUUCCAGACCUUUGCCGAGGAGGAGGAGUUAAUGCAGCAUGGACUAACGCACGAGGAGAAUAAGACCCACCAUUGUGCCCACUGUGAUCACAAAAGUUCCAACUCGAGUGACCUGAAACGCCAUAUCAUAUCCGUUCACACCAAGGACUAUCCACACAAAUGUGCCAUUUGUGGUAAAGGCUUCCACCGACCGUCUGAACUGAAGAAGCACUCGGUGUCGCACCGGACCAAGAAGCUUCAUCAGUGCCGCCACUGCAACUUCAAAAUUGCAGACCCUUUUGUUCUCAGUCGCCAUAUCUUGUCCGUGCACACAAAGGAGCAACAGUCCUCUCCUGAAAAGAGUGAGUCGGGUAAGAGGACAGAGACACACACUCCUGUUGUGUCGCCUAAAAAGUCUGCAGCCAGCGCGUCCAGCGCUGCUAGCCAGGCCAGCAGAGUCAGUGCAGCCAGCUUAGCCAGCAGUGUGACUGUCGUCAUUGGCAAAGGACAGAAAGAAAGGAGAAUCUACCAGUGCCAGUACUGCGACUACAGCACCGGGGACGCUUCGGGGUUCAAGCGGCACGUGAUCUCCAUUCACACUAAAGACUAUCCGCACCGCUGCGAGAUCUGUUCGAAAGGUUUCCGACGACCUUCUGAGAAGAACCAGCAUAUCAUACGCCACCACAAAGAUGUGGUGCAGGAGUGACUCUGACCGAGCCAAAAACUGUGCCACAACAAAGAACAAUGUCGAAGCAACCAUCACACCCCAAACUCUGCACCCUCAGCACCACACAGGCCACACUCAAACAAUGUGGCGUGUGUGUGUGCUGCACUUAGUCCGUUCUGUUGUUUUGACCUUUUUUGAUCGUCAGCCUAAUGUUUGUUCAGAAAUGUAUACACAUGUACAUAACACAAUGCUCUGUCCCGAGUUAGCAACAGAACCCCUCUGUAGACUUGCACUUUUAACUGCAUGUCCCUUUGCUGGUGACGGUGUGCAUGGCAGAUUGUGCAGAUGUCUCUUUGUAGAUAUACAUUUUAUUUUUAUUUUGCAGGCAGCAAUCAGUUGUCAAUCACAAUGGGCCUAAUUAUGUCUCAAGACUGUUCGAUUUGCAAAACGUUUGCAUCAUUUUGUCAUAAUUUACUCAACAAAGCAGUAUGGAUUAGCAACAUUCUCCCAGUAGCACUUCCUGGUGAACAUCAUGAUUAAUGCUGUAAUCAAGUUAUGUGUGAUAUGAAUCGUGUGUGUAUGAGCAGGCCUGUCACGAUAACUACUUUUAUUGGACAAUAUAUAAUCGUGGAAAUGAUUUUAAUCAACAAUAUUGUAAUUUUAAAAACUAUUUUAUGCAACUUUAAAAUAUAAUAUAUUGUAAUUCCCAUAUAGAAAGUUUAGACUUUGAAAUUUCAUUGUGAAAAAAUAUUAAAAUAUCUUAAAUUGGAUAAACCACAGAACCAAAACAAUAACAAAAGUCAACUCAAGCUCUGAUAGCAAAAUGAACCUUGCUCAAAUCUUAAAAUGGUAAGGAAAAACUCGCCAUUCAUUCUGGAUAUAAUGUUGGCGAUAUUCUUAUGUUAAAAAAAACAUGUUUAUUGUUUAUUGUAGCAAAAAUGGACAUUCAAGAUUUUUAUCAUAACAUAUACACAACUACGGUGUCAUUAUGUAAUGUAUGACAAACUUAGAUCGCAGGUUCCUCAACAGUGCAAUUACAAGACAUUAACAUUUUUUUUUUUUUUAAACAAUAGAAACAGUGCAAGCUCAGGUGUUUA